Lolium perenne is the source of this 2778-nucleotide messenger RNA. Lineage: Eukaryota; Viridiplantae; Streptophyta; Magnoliopsida; Poales; Poaceae. The record is from RefSeq and is a predicted model, not a curated record.
AUGGAUCCUGCGGCGGCGAAGUCGGCGGAAGCGCCGCCCGAUCCUCCCCUCGGAUCGAAGCCUCCCCCAAAAAAGAACAAUAUACCAGUAGGCGGAGGUGUAGCUCGUGAUAAGAACAUCCAGCAUGAUAGUCAAAACCUGCAACAACCUCCGAAAAUCGGAUCUCGCUCAGCAAAGGUUGUAAAUCAAGGAAUACAACUGAGAGAUAACAUACUUUCUUCCAAGGAUAACAAGGAUGUAGAGAAAGAGAUGCAGAACAAAAAUCAAACCAAAAAUGAUGACCUUCUAGAUCAGUUUGAUCAGUUUGUUGUCCAUGCCGAGAUGGAAAAAAGGAAGAAGGUUGCCUUAGAAUUGCAGUCUCCACAAGUUCUUAAGGAUACAUGCAAUCAGAUUGUGCCUUUCGAAGAUGGAAAAAUGUUGGGGCCAAAUAUUGACCAGAGUAUUGUUCUUGAAGGAGAUAAAUUUUUGCAUGAAGUUGUUCCUUUGGCGACAAAAGAUCCAGAGAAGGAACAAAAUGCAGAGACUGGAAAUUUUGCUAUCAAUGACACAACCAUAAUGAAAGCACCAGAAGCAGUACUGAAAUUCCUAUCUCGUGACGAAGAAGAUAAAAACAUCGAAGAGGACGAAAGUGAUGAUGAUGAUGCUUCUAAGCAAUUGGCCAAAAUACUCCCAGAUGGUGAAAGCGAUGAAGACAUAUCAGAAUUUGAAGACUCUUCAAACACAUUCAUUCCCACUGGAGAAGAACUUAGUGAAGAGAGGCCACCAGAAAUUGGAAUGCUCUUUGAUACAUUGGAAGCGUCCCAGCGGUUUCUCAAUAUUUAUGGCUACUUGCAUGGAUAUGGUGUGGUCAAAGGUCGGAACUACAAGAACAAGAAGAUCACUUUCCAGUGCUGCUUAGCAAGGAAAACGCAUGCUCCCAAUCUUACACAGAGGAAAAGGAAGAGGUCAGUAGUACAAAGAACACAGUGCCCCAUGAAUGUUACAGUACAAUUGCAAAAUGGACAAUGGAGAUUCAUAUCAGUCAAUCUUGAACACAACCAUGACUGUCUGAACACACCAUCUUUGACUAAGUUCUUUUCAAACCACCGGAACAUGUCAGAGGAAGAUAAGAACUUGUCAAUGAUACUUCAAGACUGCAGGGUUCCUCCGCGAAGAAUAAUGAGCAUAUUCCGUCGCUUGAAAGGAAGCAGGAAAGUUCUUUCAUUCAACAAGAAGAAAAUACAGAACCUCAAACGGAAGGAGAAGAGAGAUAAGAACACUGAUAUUGCAAAUGCACUCAAGUUUGUCGAGAAGCUACAGGCAAAAAACCAAGGAAUUGUGAUGAAGAUGGAUACUGAUGACGACAACACAGUCCAAAGCAUUCUGUGGACUGAUGCUCGCUCCAAAAUGGAUUAUUCUCUGUAUGGCGAUUUCCUUUCAUUUGAUACCACCUUCUCCACAAACAAAUAUAACAUGCCAUUUGCCCCAUUCAUUGGCAUCAACGGCCAAGGACGAACAAUUGUUUUCGCAUGGGCACUGCUAAAAGAUCAAACAGCAGAAACUUUCAAAUGGGCUCUGGAAACAUUUUUGGACGUCAUGGACGGAAAGAAACCAUCGAUUAUCAUGACUGAUCAGGACAAGGCAAUUAAAUCUGCAAUAGAUGAUGUUCUGUUUUCAAUAUGGCACAGAUUUUGUUUAUGGCAUAUCAUGAACAAUUGUUCAGAUAAAAUGGGAGGUUUCAUGGCUGCUAGGGAAGGGAUGGAAGAUGAGAUGAGGAAUAUAAUCAUGGACUCCCUUACAAUUGAAGAAUUUGAAAGCAAGUGGAAUGCCAUGAUUGAGAAGUACGAUGCAGCCAGUAGCAAACAUUUGCCCUUAAUGUGGAAAUGCAGAUCACAGUGGGUACCUGUGUACUUCCGAAAAGUUUUCUGCCCUUUCAUCCGUACAACAGGUCGCAGCGAAGGGAUGAAUUCCAUAUUCAAGGAUUACGUGAAGCGCAAGGACACACUAGAAACAUUCCUUGUCCAGUACGAGUUGUUUCAAGAAACAAUCAUUGAAGCGGAAAAUGAUGACAUAUUUGUAUCGAUUGGUCUCGAGCCAAUAUAUUGGGGCCACAACCUUGUCGAGAAACAUGCUGGAAAGAUCUACACUCGGGGAAUUUUCUUCAAGUUCCAAGAUGAAAUGCACAAUUCAACUGCCUUUGGAGUUGAAGUAAUAGAAGAAAACAAAAUUUAUAACCUGAAGAAGAAUUUCAGCUACAAAGGGCAAGAAUUCCAUCAGCAGUCUUUCCGUGUAGAAGUUGACAGAACAAAAGAGUUGUUUGAUUGCAUCUGUGGGAAGUUUGAACGAGAUGGCAUACUGUGCUGUCAUGUUUUACGACUCUUCACACAGUUUGACAUAAAUCAAAUCCCAGAUCAUUACAUCAACAAGCGAUGGACCAAAGAAUAUAGAGAAACUGAAUUACUCAAACACAAGAAAAGAAUGAUUGAUGAAGGCGCAGGUAGUGAAAGCUCACAGGUAUCAAUGAGGUAUGCAAUUGUAAUGAACAAGGUGUCAGACUUGUGUGCAGAAGUAUGCAAAGAUGCCAACAGCAGCAAAGAGUUCUUGGAGGAGAUACAAAAACUUCAAGAGAAAUACACAUUGAAGCAUAAAACACAACCUGCACAAGGAGCUCCGCCUCAUCAGGAACCACUGAAAGAUCCGCCAAUAAGAAGCAACAAAUCAGUAGACAAAGGUGAUAGACUGAAAAGGCAAUCAGAAAAGAAGACAAACAAGAAGAAAGCAAAAAAAAAAGAAUGCUGA